GGCCAGGUGACUGUUGCUGAACCGAUGAAAAUUGUAGCCACCAAUAUUGCUGAUAUGUAUAAAUGGGCACAAAGCAGAGUGUUUAUGAGAAACCGGGUACUUUGGAUUAUUAUAAAUUCAACGCGGAAGAAUAUGCCCUGGUUAAGAAAGUAUGGUCAGGCAUCGAAAUUAAUCCGCAAUUUCAUGGUAGCGCUUGCUUCAGGAGCUUUUGCGAAAGAUAUCCGCAAUACGUGAAAUUUUUCACUCAGGAGUCCAAAUUGCACUUGAGUUUCGAUACACGUGUCACGGCCAAAUUUACAAACAUCAUGGAAGCUAUAGGAUAUCUUUUACUGGAUUUUAACAAGAAGCCGAAACAGUUAGAUCGAUUAGUCGGUUACAUAGCUAUGGUACAUAAGGACAUGCGAUUAGUCGAGCAGGAUAUGCAUAAUCUCGUGACAUCCUUAUUCGAGUACUUGUCCCGAAUGUAUCCCGCGUACAUGACUGCUCACUGUCAGCAAGCGAUGUCCAAGUUCAUGGAUAGCGUUAUAAAGGAGCUCUUCGUGAAGAUGAAAACCUUCCGUGAUUACGACGUCGCGCAAUCAUCGGAAGUGAAUGCAGUUGUGCGAUCGAAAUCGCCGUGGGGACGAUACUCGCUCUUCGGCGAACCCCUAAUAUUCGGCAAGACCAAAUUAUAUUGGGAUGAAUGGAAGAAGCAGUGGAAUGCGCGGCUGGACGAAUGGGAGAUACAGGCAGCAUCCGCUGUUCAAGAACUGAUCUCGUUCACAAACAACGAGACAUUGAAGUCUAGGAUCGAUCUCAGCAAUGAGAACAGGUUUGUCGGCGUCUUGCAGCGGAAGGUCUCCGAAUUAAUACCGAAACAAGAAGAUUUUGAUGCGUCUUCUAGCCUGGCGCUGUUAACGCUGAGCAAAACGAUCGAGAGUUCGCCAAAUCAAACGCGAAAACAGACUAAUCAACAGUGUCGUAAGCGGCGGGUUUCGACAGUUCGUCUUCCGCACGGGCAUCCGGAAGGUGCGAGUACUCCUCGCGAGAGAUAUCGCAUCGAGAGUUCCUUUCGUAACAUUUCGAAACCGCGACCAGAUGGAACGAUACUAAGGAUGACCAGCCAACUCUUGGAUCAUCCGGCGCUCGGCAAAACUAUCCUCUCCAAGGAUCAAGGUAACCAUGAGAAAAUGAUCGAGCAGCAGAAAUGCGAAUCUUCCGAAAUCGCUGAAUACCCUAAGUCGCACAAUACUGCUCGCGAGAGACGUCGAGACCGUUUCAAUGUCGACCUGAAAUAAUGAAGAGGAAAGACAAGUUUUAUACAAUAUUCAAUAUGCUUUUAAAGUGUCUAUUGAUCUAUGUAUCAUCGAUUUCAUAUCGCAAAUUAUUAAUCAUUAAAGCACUUCUCGAUACUGUAUAAAGUUCAAAAUACGAAAAAUAGGAAUAUUUGUUUAUUUAGUUAAGUUACUAAAGUUACUUAAGUUUCACAGUUCAUAAUUUUUUAAUUUUAAAAGUACAAUGAUAAA
Messenger RNA from Nylanderia fulva, 1505 nucleotides. RefSeq lists its product as uncharacterized. The record is from RefSeq and is a predicted model, not a curated record. Gene Ontology annotation, molecular function: oxygen binding; heme binding. NCBI's taxonomy places the organism in Eukaryota, Metazoa, Arthropoda, Insecta, Hymenoptera, Formicidae.